Recurvomyces mirabilis is the source of this 2577-nucleotide messenger RNA. RefSeq lists its product as uncharacterized. NCBI's taxonomy places the organism in Eukaryota, Fungi, Ascomycota, Dothideomycetes, Mycosphaerellales, Teratosphaeriaceae. The coding region runs from base 1 to 2577 and encodes 858 amino acids. The record is from RefSeq and is a predicted model, not a curated record. Gene Ontology annotation, molecular function: protein binding. The transcript is spliced from 2 exons.
AUGGCCACUUUUCGACUACUACAUCAGCUACCAGAGGAGCUGAGACAGGAUGUGAUCGAGCGGCUACACCGAGCAGAUCUUCUGAACCUCGAAGUCACCUCCAAAUGGGGUUACGAUGUCGCUUCUCCUCUGCUCUGGCGGGAAGUGCUAUUGACAGACUGCCGCACUGAGCAUGAGGAUGCUGUGGACGAUCAUGAUGAUACGCCUAUGAUUAAGGUGCUGCUUACUUUGAUUCGACGACCCGGACUUGCCACUUACGUGCAAACGUUGACCCAUCGCUGUCAUCUGCCUCCUCCAGAGAUCUUUCGGGAACUUCCACGGAUGCCCUUGAGCUCCCAGACGCUAUCAUGCGACCAACGGACGAUAGGCCUCAUCAAGCUGGCGGUGAAGAACCUCACGAAUGUCAGCACGCUCCGCAUCAUCCUUGGUCAUCCAAGUAUAAACGAUACACUGUUGAGAUGUUUCUUCGACGAGCAGAGGACAAAAGAAAGUCCCCUCAGACGAUUAUGGCUCGAGAACUGUCGGAUCAAUACUGGAUGCGAUUCCAGAUUAGUUUAUCACAUACAAAAUCUGCCGCUACGACUCAACUUCAGUGACCUGGAAAGUGUACGUUUCCGACGUUUGCCUCUACGUCCCGGUCUACCUCAGUCGACAGGUCGGUCGGAUAUGGAUAUAGUACAUGCACGACCAUCACAUCAUAUCGAUCGGCAGAGCUCCACACUGUUACAAGACGGUGCUGGCUCCGGAUACUUUACAUCGACCACCAACGUCGAGGAAGAACAAGAGGCUGGAAGUAGACAUGAAGUGUGGCUUGCGGCACAACAGAGUGGCACAACGACGAAUCCUGUAUCUCCGCUUUCUCAACUAUUCAUGAUCGCAAAUCUGUUCGAGCAACGGACCUAUGAUGCAUUGAUGCCGGAACUGGGAAAGGAUGAGACAGACCUAUUACGCCAGAACACGCCACCUUCCACAACGAACCGCUCCCAGAUAGCAUACCGGGGAGCGCUCCUAGAUCCCAGCAAGCUUGACGAUGACGGAAAUGCUCGCGUACAUAAGCCAUGUCAGCGAGAGAGACUUCCCUCUUGUCUCGUUGCUUUCCAAAUGCUUCAAAGUGCGAGUUCGACCUUGACUUCUCUGUGUUUGGACUGGGUGUUCACAAGACCAGCUACGGUAGAUUACCUCCACAGCAGUGAGGAGCAGCAAGCCUGGAUGGGUACAUUCGUGCUGCUCUUCAGCCUUCGCUUUCCCAGAUUAAGAGCGUUUCAGCUCCGCAGUGCUAUUGUACCUGACACACAACUACCUGAUGGGCUUUAUUUACUUGAUCGGUCGCAUAUUAGUGCUGGCAACAUCCAUUUAGACGAUUACGAUGAUAUUCGUUUUGCUGGGAGGAUCACAGAAGAUCUGAGUCUAAUGUGUCUUGAGUUUAUGGAGGCUCACCAAAAUUUAGAAUGUCUUGCGUGGCCUAUGGAUCACUUCUUCGCGCCUGGUGUCCUUCCCAGGGACAUCUCUGACAGAGUAGAGGCAGUCAUGAAUAAUCUGGGCCGUACGCUCGGGGACCUACGAGUAGAUGCGAUGUAUUCUACAAGAGGUGGCCUCGAUGAUUUCGACAUCUCAUGGACAGGUGGUGGUGAGCCAAUGACACAUCACUCUCAUCACGGCUUUCUCAGCCGGAGAGCCAGCAGACGGAACUUCAUUGAACGUUUUGCUCCGAAGAUGAGACAGGUUCGGAUGAUCAAGAUGGAAGGAGCUAUACCACGCGAUGAGCGACGCGAGGUUAUUCGAGCCUUACAUGCUUGUACCAUCGAGAAGCUGGUCAUGAUAGGUGUAUGUAGCUCACUGGGCAAUACUUGGGGAGCUGACGGCCUCGAUCUCGGCGAGUCACUUGACAAUGACGAAGUCGAAGGUCUGGAGACUGAGGAUAAGGAGGCAGUAUGGAGACUCGGGCCCCAAAAACCUGAGCCCCCUCCAGACAGCUUUCGUUUCGAAGCAGAAUAUGGCUGGCCGCCAGGUGCUCCUAUGCUGAACACUAUCGCCAGCUUCCACGCCGACACGAUCACGGAGCUCAAGUUCUGCGGCUGGAAAGGAUCGCCUGCGUUGUUCACACCAACGCCAAUCACGAUGCCACUUCUCAGCGCCAUGAAGCACUUUCACAACCUCAAGUCGCUGGUCAUGAGUUUGUGGUUGUCUACGACAUAUGAGCAAUCACCGCGAGACGCAGACAUAAUCUCGUACUGGGCGAAUAGCCGCUCACCAACGUCCACAGCACUCGUACGUAUAUCAGACGAAGAGCCUGAAGGCUGGGAGAAGGAGCUGAAAACGAAGUUUGCGCCAGAUGCUUUGGCGUGGAGAGUCACGAGCUUUCUCGGGCCUUUACUUAGCGAUCGUGCGAAGUCACGAAACGGUGGCGUGCAUGUUCGAGCAGGCUUCUGUGUUGGUGACUGGGACGGCAUCUUCGAUCUGGAUAUGGCCAUUGGUAAGGGAAGUCUGGCGGACGUGUGUCUCGGCUUCGAUGGGCCACGUCCGGAAAUAGAUGAAGUGAGGCGAAGGAGCAAGCUCGUCAAUAGGCGAUGGUUUUGA